This is a messenger RNA of Solea solea (common sole), 3105 nucleotides long. Its product is annotated as sodium-coupled neutral amino acid transporter 3-like. The record is from RefSeq and is a predicted model, not a curated record. NCBI's taxonomy places the organism in Eukaryota, Metazoa, Chordata, Actinopteri, Pleuronectiformes, Soleidae. The transcript is spliced from 16 exons. The coding region runs from base 340 to 1758 and encodes 472 amino acids. Gene Ontology annotation, biological process: L-histidine transmembrane transport; glycine transport; serine transport. Gene Ontology annotation, molecular function: L-glutamine transmembrane transporter activity; glycine transmembrane transporter activity.
GCAAUCCAACACAUGUGACAUCACAAGAAACUUGAAACUGUGGGUUGCAGGAGCCCUCCCUCUUCACUGCCUGCUCCCACAUUUGGUUUCCUCUUCCCCACCUCUCCCCGGGACAGUCUGUGCUGCUCUGCUGGCCUCCAAAAAAACCGAGCCAGUGGGGUUUUUUUUUGUUAUCUUCCCCUGCCCCAAACUAUCACCUCCUGUAAUCUGGACUUCACCACACAGGUUCUUCCACUGCUUCAGAGUCACCUGGACCUGUGUCUGGAGAUUCCCUUUCUAUUCCUCUUGCAAAGUUGAAUCUAUUUGAAGAUAUAACAGCCUCCGGAACCUGUCACAAGAAUGGAAAUGCAGAAGCUGCCAAAUGGUAAUAACCACCAUGACGCUGACGUAUCUGUGGAGGGAGGACUCCCACCAGAGAAAGCAACCCUCUUGCAGCACAUGACUCUUACACCAAAGAGAACCCAGUUCACAGAUUUUGAAGGUAAAACAUCAUUUGGAAUGUCUGUGUUCAACCUAAGCAACGCCAUCAUGGGCAGUGGCAUUCUGGGUCUGUCGUACGCCAUGUCCAACACUGGCAUCGUGCUUUUCCUGAUCCUGUUGAUGUGCAUUGCUUUUCUUUCCUGUUAUUCCAUCCAUCUGUUGCUAAGCAGUGCUGGAGUUGUGGGUAUUCGUGCCUACGAGCAGCUUGGUCUUAGAGCGUUCGGUCAUCCAGGGAAGAUCAUGGCAGCUGUCAUCAUAACACUACACAACAUUGGAGCCAUGUCCAGCUACCUGUUCAUUGUGAAAUAUGAAUUACCAUUAGUUAUCCAAGCCUUUCUUGGCGAGACGACCAGCUUGGACAACUGGUUUAUGAAUGGAAACUACCUCAUCAUGAUUGUCUCUGCCUGCGUCAUCCUCCCGCUGGCCCUGAUGAAACACCUGGGAUAUCUCGGUUACACCAGUGGAUUCUCGCUUUCCUGCAUGGUUUUCUUUCUCAUAGUGGUCAUCUACAAGAAAUUCCAAAUCCCUUGCCCUCUGGAAGUGUUUGGUAACCACUCAGUGAUUUCCGUCGUCCCAGAAGACACGUGCACUCCCAAAUACUUCACCAUCAAACAAGAGACAGCAUACACCAUCCCCAUCCUGGCCUUUGCUUUUGUGUGUCAUCCUGAGGUGCUUCCCAUCUACACUGAACUGAGCAACCCAACCAAAAGAAGAAUGCAGAAUAUCGGUAACGUUUCCAUCCUGGGGAUGUUCAUCAUGUACUUCUUCACUGCCACCUUUGGUUACCUCACAUUCUACGAAGGCACAGAAACAGAGCUCCUCCAUACCUACAGUAAGGUGGACCUUCUGGACACACUGAUCCUGUGUGUGCGGCUGGCUGUUCUAGUAGCCGUCACUCUGACUGUACCUGUGGUCUUGUUUCCUAUCCGCCGUGCCCUCCUGCAGCUGCUGUUUCCUGAGAAGCCCUUCCACUGGCUCCGUCACAUUGCCAUAGCAGUGGUCCUGCUGUUUGCUGUCAACCUGCUGGUCAUCUUUGUUCCGAACAUUCGUGACAUCUUUGGCAUCAUUGGAGCAACCACUGCUCCCAGUCUGAUAUUCAUCCUUCCUGGACUGUUUUACAUUCGCAUCAUCCCCACUGACCAGGAGCCCAUGAAGUCCAGACCAAAGAUUCAGGCGGCGUGUUUCACAGCCCUGGGGUUCAUAUUCAUGACCAUGAGCCUGACAUUUAUCGGGAUUGACUGGACGAGUGGAGAGAGUCGAAACCUUGGUGGCCAUUAGAGUUGCAUCCUGAAGCCCUUCAGUAAAAGCCGGCCACUGGUGCACUCCACUUCCUCCUCCAGGAUCCUGGACACAAAGCAAGAUUCAAUCUACUGCAGGAAGGCUUGUGGCUUUCUGGGGAUCAUUUCAUUAUUCAUACAAGCAGUUGGUUCUUCCAGGGUGUUACGAGGAGGUUUUGUGCUGUCACAGGUUAUUAUACAUACUGUACCACCAGGCGUCAUCAGAGGCAGAAUCCUGCACGGGUCCAUUAUUUUUUAAAUGCAAACCUGCAGCCACAAAGCUGUGUACUGGACCCAAUACAUUACUGACUACUUUCUCCAAGUAAAACCUAUUUCUGUCACCCCCAUGAGGAAUUCUGAGUAAAUAGAAACACUGCCAGUGCCUCAAUAUGUUGUAAGGGAUCCAGCACCACCCCACCCGCACCGCUACUGUUGCACAAAGCGUUUUUCACAUCAAACUGCUAGAAUUACCUUCUAAAACUUUGUGGGUGUUCUUGGUGAUUUCAGCUACAAAACUCAAACUGUUGCUGCUUUUUUAUCUUGCUUAACUAGUUGCCGGUGUGGGCUUCCUCUUUGCCUCGGAAUUGUCGGAAUUGACAUAAAACCUAUUAUGUCCUGUGUGGAGCGCGGGAAUGUUGCCAAGCAACACAUCAACAAAACACUGCUAUACUGAUAAUUACAGAGUCAUGUUGAGCUGAUGCUUCCCCAGCAUUGUGUGUUCUCAUUAAAUGUUAUGGAAUAAAGCUUUAAAUUUGGACCCAUUAACUAAUGUCCCAUGACCACCAUCUUGAUCAUCUUGGUCAUUCACAUUGAAUAGCUUUACUUUCAACUGCGUAGAUUAUACAGAGAAUACUCACGUGUGUAUAUCUGCUCGAUCACUUUGAGUGUCUCAUGUUGCCGAACUGCAUUAUGGGAUUUGUUCCUCCGUUUUCUUGUACUGUGUGCAGAAAUUGAGAAUUGUUCCACUUUCCAAGUGGCAGGGCGACCACCGUCGAAUCAAAUCAGGUAAUGCUAAUAUUUUUAGCAUAAGUUUUAGCCACACAGGUCAUUUUUUUGGUAAAGUGCUAGCAGCAGUAGACUUGUUUAUGUUUGACAAACUGGACCUCAAAACGGUGCACACCAUUAGCAUGUUUCGCUGGUUUCUUAAAGCUGCUGUGGCUACCUAAAACUUAAAUCGUUCUACCCUUCUAACUUGUGCUAAGUGCAGCUACUUCCUGUUGAAACAGGCUACUUCCUGUUGAAAUAGGCUACUUCCUGUUGAAACAGGCUACUUCCUGUCAUAACAAUUUACAACAGUUUCAGGGAUUGUUAAAUGAAAUAAUAUCAUCAUUUAUUGGAGUAGUUAUUA